CAGCAGAAAGCCCAGAGAGAGAGGAGUAGAGGGAGCGAGUGAGCGGCGGAGGAGUGAAGUCCAGCAGAUUUCUGAGGAAGCCGCGCUGCUCUCUGACCUGUAGGAGCAAGCGGACAGCGCCUGGACCUUCUGCUCACUUCAGCGCUUGAUGGGACCCAAAGCAGCGCUCUGUCCAAUACAGCAGGUGCUCCACUGCCCACAGCUGGACUCCACUGACACCUUUCAGCAGAGACGUCAGCUGCACACGGAGUAAAACGAGGCGAUGUAAACGUGUGGAGUUUGUAGAAACUCUUGGACUGCGGCUCACUAUGCAGACAUCCUACACCUAACUGACCUGCUGGACACUCAUAAAAAGAAAAAGAAGAGAAAGAAGGACAAGAAACGAAAAGCAAGGAAAAAGACUGACACACGGAGAACAUAUGGAGACUAGAAAGCACAUGCUGCUGCUGAAGCUGACACUGCUUCUGAAAGGUCUGUGCGAAUGCUUUAACGUAGAUGUGAACCGGCCGCGUAUCUUCAGUGGCCCAGAGGACGCCCUGUUUGGGUUUUCAGUGCUGCAGCAUGAAGCGGACGGAGAGAAACUGAUGCUGGUGGGCGCUCCGUGGGAUGGCCCACCCAAUAACAGGAUAGGAGACGUCUACAAGUGCCCUGUGGGAGAUGAACUGAAUUCCAGCUGCUCUAAAGUGAAUCUAGCUGAAAGUGCUUUCCAGAACGUGUCACGCAAUCUGAAAAACAGUCACUUCGGAAUGACGCUCACCCCAAACGAGUCUCAUGGAUUUCUGGCCUGCGCUCCGCUGUGGUCUCAGGAAUGUGGGACGUCCGUCUUCAGCACGGGGAUCUGCGCAUCUGUCGACAACAAACUACAGCCCACAGAGACCAUCGCCCCCACUGCCCAGAGGUGCACUACUUACAUGGACAUAGUGAUUGUUCUGGAUGGUUCCAACAGUAUCUACCCUUGGUACGAGGUGCAGAACUUCCUCAGUAACAUCCUCAGCAAGUUCCACAUCAGUCCGGAGCAGAUGCAGGUGGGUGUCCUGCAGUAUGGAGAGAUCUCCAUUCAUGAGUGGUCUCUGAAGGACUAUCAGUCCACACAGGAUGUUGUGGAAGCUGCCAAGAACAUCAGCCGUCAGGAGGGACGUGAGACACGCACCGCAUAUGCCAUCCACAUGGCCUGCACAGAGGCGUUCAGCGCCGAGCGAGGAGCGAGAGACGGAGCCACGAAAGUGAUGAUUGUAGUGACGGAUGGCGAGUCACAUGACGGGGAGGAGCUUCCUGAGGCUCUGGACGAGUGUGAGAAACGCAACAUCACCAGAUACGCCAUCGCCGUUUUGGGUCACUACAUCCGCAGGCAGCAGGACCCAGAGACCUUCAUUAAUGAGAUCAAAUACAUCGCCAGCGACCCGGAUGACAAAUACUUCUUCAACGUAACGGACGAAGCAGCGCUGAACGACAUCGUGGAUGCACUGGGAGACCGAAUAUUCAGCCUGGAGGGAACACUGAGCUACAAUGAAAGUGCCUUCCUUAUGGAGAUGUCCCAGAUUGGCUUCUCUACACACAUUUUAGAUGAUGGGAUCUUGUUCGGGAUGGUGGGAGCGUAUGACUGGGAGGGAGGCGUACUGAAGGAGAGCAAUGAUGGAAGAAUCAUGCCUCCACGAGAGGCGUUCGAGAAAGAAUUUCCGCUGGAGCUGAAGAACCACGCGGCUUACCUGGGUUACACCGUGUCCUCAGUGACCGUAGGGGACUGGAGGAGGCUCUAUGUGGCCGGAGCCCCCAGAUUCAAACACAAAGGAAAGGUCAUCCUGUUUGACCUUAGCCAAGAUGGAGACGUCACCAUCACACAGGCCCUGAAUGGAGAACAGAUUGGCUCGUAUUUUGGCAGUGAGGUCUGUGGGGUGGACGUGGACCAGGACGGCAUUACGGAUAUCCUCCUCAUCGCUGCCCCCAUGUUCCUCGGAGCAGGAAACAAAGAGACAGGGAAAGUUUACAUCUACUGUCUGGAUGGGGAGGGUUUUGCUCCUAAUGGGACGCUACAGGCUCAGUCCAAAGCCCAGGAUGCUCGGUUUGGCUAUGCCAUGGCUGUGGCUCCGGACCUCAACCACGACGGCUACGCUGACCUGCUGGUGGGAGCCCCACUGGAGGAUGACCACCAGGGGGCACUUUACAUCUACCAUGGCGAUGAAUACUACAUAAUACCUCAGUACAAACAGCGCAUCUCUGGCUCCUCCCUCUCUCCAGGCCUGCAGUAUUUCGGCCGCAGUCUGAGCGCUCUGCUGGAUAUGGAUGGCGAUGAGCUGCUGGACCUGGCGGUCGGAGCUCAGGGCAGCGCCGUCCUCCUCAGGUCACGGAGUAUAGUCCAGAUCAACGUGAGUCUGUCCUUCCAGCCACACUCCAUCAACGUGAUCCAGAAGAACUGCCACAGAGGCGGCCGAGAGUCAGCCUGCCUCAACGCCUCUGCCUGCUUCUUCGCCAACAGCCGCUCACCUGGAGCUUACGGCACACACUUCGAUCUGCAGGUGGGGGCCAUGCUGGAUGACCGGAAGCUGUCCGCACGCGCUCUGUUCGACUCCAACUCCCAGAGGCAGACUGUGAUAGGGGUCAGAGUUCAAGUGGGAAACACCCUGUGCCAGACGCUGCCCUUCCACGUGUUUGACACAGCUGACUACAUCCGACCAAUCAGCUUCUCCCUGCACUUCAAAAUCAAUGACACAGAAAGUGGGCCUGUGCUGGACGAAGGCUGGCCGACCACAGUGAAAAAAACAAUCCCGUUUUAUAAAGACUGUGGGGAAGAUGACGUCUGUGUGACAGACCUGAACCUGAAAGCCCACAUGGACAUCUCAGGAACAAGGCAGCAGCCGUACGUGAUCCGCAGCCCUCGCAGACGAUUAGCAGUGGAGGUUCAGCUCCAGAACCGGCUGGAAAACGCGUACAACACCAGCCUGACUCUCACCUACUCCAGAAACCUGCACUUCAGCAGCCUCAGUAUACGGGAGGAUGCCCAGUUUAAGAUUGAAUGUACUGCCCUGAGCUCCAACACUCACUCUUGCAAUGUCAGCUAUCCAGUGUUUCGCUCCCAGUCCAAGGUGAACUUCAUGCUGGAGUUUGAAUUUAGUUGCACAUCUCUUUUCAAUAAGGUCCAGAUGAAGCUGGUAGCAGCAAGUGACAGUGUUGAGCGAGAGGACACUCUGCUAGACAACACAGUUCAGUUACACACUGUAGUCCAGUAUGAACCUGACCUCUUCCUCACCAGUGAUUCCAAUCUAAACCGGUAUGAGGUCCAUCCAACCAGGACUGUGUCAGAGGGGACGGGACCUGAGUUCUACACACACUUCAGGGUACAGAAUCUCGGCUGCUAUGUGGUCAGACAUCUGGAGCUGAGUGUGAGUUUACCCGCCGUGGCUUCAGGAGACAGAGUCUUCUCCUCGGUGGUGGAAGCUUUCUCUCACAACGCCUCAGGCGUGAACUGCAGUGUGAGGAGUGACCUGGCUCAGCUGAAAGCUGCUCAGAGAGACGUGCGUCCACUGCAUCCUGAGGACAUGAAGAAGAACGAGAUGCUGAACUGCAGCACAGCGUGGUGCGUGGAGGUGGUCUGUGAAAUCCAGCAGCUUCUGAAAGGACAGACGGCCUUUAUCCGCAUCACCAGAAGAGUGCAUGACAACUUCUUCAGACAGGCUAAGUUCAAAGCUGUGAUGAUAGUGGGCUCCUAUCAUCUGUCUGCACGGGAGUCCAGUCUGGUCACACUGGGGAAUGCUGCCCUCUGGAGGGAGACGGUGUUGGAGGUGUUGAAGGGUCGCUCUAUUCCCAUCUCUCUCUGGAUCCUGAUCGGCAGCAUCAUCGGAGGUUUGCUUCUGCUGGCACUCAUCAUCUUCGUCCUUUGGAAGCUGGGCUUUUUCACGAGGAAACAGAGGACGGACAAGGACGAAAACCACGACGACUGAUUCUGCCCACCAGCACUGACGUUUCUGCGGUGGAGAUCUGAGAGUGCAAGUUUAAACAAAUGACCCCUUCCCUUCCUCUGGGAGCAGGACUUUAAUCCAUUAUAGCUGCCCUCCGUCACUGAGAGAACCACGUUCCACUCACUCUGACGUUACCAAGGUACUUUGGGCUCUAGCAAGCCGGAGUGUGUUGUGCUCGCUCAGGACCUCGUUUUAGCUCUGUGGAGAAGUCCAAUGGACUUGGGCAAGUUUCCCAGGGCGCUGCGAUGAAUGACCUCAAUGUAGCUUCGGCGACGGUACUGCCAACGUUAGGCUAUAUUUGGAUUGCGGGGAGGAGGGUGGGGUAGGAACUCAGAGCAGUGAAAUGCACUAUGCAUAAGAGUCAAGAGUAUAAUUCACGGCAGUCAGAUACGCUUUAUUUAUCUCCGAACAGAUACCAGUUUUUUUCCCGCUCAUUUCUAAGGUCUGUAAAUUGUUUCGUAUUAUGGAGCUGAUGUUGAAUAAAGUUUUGUAAGUUGUUUCACAAA
Molecule: messenger RNA, 4459 nt
Organism: Pygocentrus nattereri (red-bellied piranha)
Lineage: Eukaryota; Metazoa; Chordata; Actinopteri; Characiformes; Serrasalmidae
Gene: itga10
Product: integrin, alpha 10
Exons: 31
Coding region: 420-3935 (1171 amino acids)
Biological process (GO): integrin-mediated signaling pathway; cell-matrix adhesion; cell-cell adhesion
Cellular component (GO): integrin complex; external side of plasma membrane
Molecular function (GO): integrin binding
Source: RefSeq, a predicted model, not a curated record